Molecule: messenger RNA, 2480 nt
Organism: Aureobasidium pullulans EXF-150
Lineage: Eukaryota; Fungi; Ascomycota; Dothideomycetes; Dothideales; Saccotheciaceae
Product: DNA replication licensing factor mcm5
Exons: 2
Coding region: 78-2273 (731 amino acids)
Biological process (GO): DNA replication initiation; double-strand break repair via break-induced replication; DNA replication
Cellular component (GO): nucleus; MCM complex
Molecular function (GO): single-stranded DNA binding; 3'-5' DNA helicase activity; ATP binding
Source: RefSeq, a predicted model, not a curated record
ACCGCGACUCGGGCCUUGUUUCCUUCGACUUUCUCCUGCGUGUUUACCCCCCCAAAUAUCACCUUCACAUCGCAACAAUGGACAGAGCUUCAGUCUACACCUUGAGUGUCUUCCCUGAGGACCGCAGCCAAAGCGGUCCCGAUUCUCGCGGUGCUAUUCAAGAACAACUUGUCAAUUUCAUCUUGGACUUUAACAUCCAAAAUGCCUUCCUAUACAGAGAUCAGAUCCGAGAAAACGUCCUCUCCAAACAGUACUACUGCGACGUCGACAUGGCCCACCUCAUUGCUUACGACGAGCAACUCGCCCACCGCCUGAACAACGAGCCCGGCGACAUGAUCCCCCUGUUCGAAGCUGCCAUCAAGCACUGCGCCCAACGAAUCGUCUACCCCUCACAACGGAACAUCAACCUCCCUGCACACCAGCUCUUGUUGCAUUCGUCCGUCACCCAGACCCUGAUCCGUGGCCUGACAGCUAUGCACGUUUCCCAUCUGGUCCGCAUCCCCGGAAUCGUCAUUGGCGCUAGCACUCUCUCCUCAAAGGCCACAGUCUUGCACAUCCAAUGUCGCAAUUGUCAACACUCGCAAAACAUCUCAGUACUGGGUGGCUUCUCCGGCCUGACCCUGCCUCGCACUUGUGCUCGCUCAACACAACCUGGUGAAGACUCGGCCAAGUGUCCCCUGGAUCCCUAUUUUGUUGUCCACGAAAAGUGUCAGUUCAUCGACCAGCAGGUCAUCAAGCUGCAAGAGGCUCCCGACGACGUCCCCGUUGGUGAACUGCCCCGCCACAUCCACAUCUCAGCAGACCGCUACUUGACCAAUCGCGUCGUGCCCGGUUCACGAUGCACCGUCAUGGGCGUCUUCAGCACAUACCAGUCAAAGACAAAGGGCUCAGGAGCCGCUGUCGCCAUCCGCACUCCUUACCUGCGCGCCGUCGGUAUCCAAACUGACGUCGACCACACCGCAAAAGGUGGCGCUCACUUCACAGAAGAGGAGGAACAAGACUUCCUGGAAAUGAGCAGGAGGCCCGAUCUAUACGAGCGCUUCGCAGAGUGCAUUGCCCCAUCCAUCUACGGGAACAAGGACAUUAAAAAGGCCAUCACAUGUUUGCUCAUGGGUGGUAGCAAGAAGAUUCUACCCGACGGCAUGAAGCUUCGUGGUGAUAUCAACGUUCUGCUCCUUGGUGAUCCUGGUACCGCCAAAUCUCAACUUCUCAAGUUUGUCGAGAAAGCCGCUCCCAUUGCCAUUUACACCUCCGGCAAAGGUUCAUCUGCUGCGGGUUUGACGGCCUCAGUACAACGUGACCAAAAUUCCCGUGAAUUCUACCUGGAAGGUGGUGCCAUGGUUCUUGCAGACGGUGGUGUUGUCUGUAUCGAUGAGUUCGACAAGAUGCGCGAUGAAGAUCGUGUUGCCAUCCACGAAGCCAUGGAACAACAGACCAUCUCGAUCGCAAAGGCCGGUAUCACAACCAUCCUCAACGCCCGUACUUCUGUCCUUGCGGCUGCCAAUCCUAUCUUCGGCCGUUACGAUGACCUCAAGUCUCCUGGUGAGAACAUUGACUUCCAGACAACCAUUCUCAGUAGAUUCGAUCUCAUCUUCAUCGUAAGAGACGAGCACGACCGCGGCCGUGAUGAGCGCAUCGCAAAGCACGUCAUGGGCAUUCAUAUGGGUGGCAACGGAAACCAAGAUCAACAACAAGCUGCUCCCUCAAUUCCGGUCGAGAAAAUGAAGCGCUACAUUAGCUACUGCAAGACGCGAUGCGCGCCCCGUCUAUCACCUGAAGCCGCCGAGAAGCUGUCCUCGCACUUCGUCAGCAUCAGAAGACAAGUCGCCCAAGCCGAAGCGUCUGCCAACCAACGUUCGAGUAUCCCUAUCACUGUGAGACAGUUGGAGUCGCUCGUCCGUAUCACCGAAGCUUUGGCCAAAAUCUCUCUCUCCCCCAUCGCAACAGAACACCAUGUUGAUGAAGCCAUCCGCCUGUUCUUGGGCAGUACCAUGGAUGCCGUCUUGUCACAAAAUGGCGAGUCUAAUGCUGCCAACGCCGCCGGAAUCUCUGGCAAUCGUGAGCUCGUUGAUGAAAUUUCAAAGGUCGAAGACGAGUUGCGAAAGCGCUUGCCUAUCGGUUACACAGCAAGUCUGGCCACCUUGAGGCGCGAGUUCGUGGAAAGGAAAAAGUACUCUGAACAAUCUCUCAACAGAGCCAUCUGGGCAUUGCAGAAGAGAGACAGUCUUCAACUCCGAAAGGGUGGUGCCCAAGUGUACAGAAGCGGUGUUUAAUGACCCAGUGCGAUAUACGGCGUAUGUUCAGAGUGAUGGGAUAUGAGGUCUUGGCCAGGUUGUUUAUGGGCGUUGAGGUGUGGUCUAGGAAGGCUCAGAAGCCAUGUUACAUGCAAGUUCAAUCAGAUACCAUUUUGUUUCCUAAACUUGAUAAACAAACGUUCACCUCAAUGCUUUCUCAUUUGACGGCAGAAGUAUUCUGUAGAU